AUGGCCACUGAUCAGCAGCAAAUCACCCUCAAAGUCUUUGUGAACAAGACCAACAACUGCGUAGCUUUUGUCGAAUCGAACUUGGAUUUCGUGGAUGUUCUCCUCAGCUUCCUCACGUUGCCAGUCGGCACCGUCGUCCGUCUUCUCAACAAGCAGUCGUCCUUGGGUUGCUUCGACAAGCUUUACCAAAGCGUUGAGCAGCUCGAUGAGAAGUACCUGAUGACGGCUGCGUGCAAGUCGAUGUUGACAACCCCAGUGAACUCAUCUGGAAUAAAAUGCCAGAAACUUAAGAUUAAUAUUGAUGCAAUGGGAGAGCUAUAUAUAUGCUCAUCUUCUUGCUGCUCUUAUAGUUCGCUGAGCUAUUACUCAGGGCUCAAAUGUCAGUGUGGUUAUGACAUGACGAAGGCAAUUACAUAUGAUCUGAAUCGAGACGAUGUUAAUUAUAAAGAAUUUCAUGGCGUAUUCGUCGAAGGGGCUAAAUUUGUUGUUACAGAUGCUCUUUGUAUAACUGUCAUUGAGGACUUCAUUUCGACUUUAAAUGAGUGUCGCAAUGGUGAUCGUAAUCAUCUCGAAGAAAGAUUGGUACAGAUCGAACGAGAACAGGCAAGUUUUCUUUUUCUUUCGGUUUGA
This is a messenger RNA of Zingiber officinale, 630 nucleotides long. RefSeq lists its product as uncharacterized. NCBI's taxonomy places the organism in Eukaryota, Viridiplantae, Streptophyta, Magnoliopsida, Zingiberales, Zingiberaceae. Bases 1 to 630 code for a protein of 209 amino acids. The record is from RefSeq and is a predicted model, not a curated record. The transcript has 2 exons.